This is a messenger RNA of Quercus lobata, 768 nucleotides long. RefSeq names its product tropinone reductase-like 3. Bases 1 to 768 code for a protein of 255 amino acids. NCBI's taxonomy places the organism in Eukaryota, Viridiplantae, Streptophyta, Magnoliopsida, Fagales, Fagaceae. Gene Ontology annotation, molecular function: oxidoreductase activity. The record is from RefSeq and is a predicted model, not a curated record. The transcript has 6 exons.
AUGGACAAGUCGAAGUUUGGCAAGAGAUAUGAAGGCAAAGUGGCCAUUGUCACAGCUUCGACUCAGGGCAUCGGCUUCUCCAUUGCCGAGCGUCUUGGCUUGGAAGGUGCCUCUGUCGUCGUCUCUUCUCGCAAACAGAACAAUGUAGAUGAGGCAGUUGAAAAACUCAAAGCUCAAGGAAUCGAAGUGUUGGGUGUCGUUUGUCAUGUGUCAAAUGAACAACAAAGGAAGAACCUCAUAGACAAGACUGUUCAGAAAUAUGGGAAAAUAGAUGUGGUUGUAUCGAACGCAGCUGCUAAUCCUUCAUUUGAUGACAUUUUGCAAACUCAAGAAUCUGUCCUGUAUAAGCUUUGGGAGAUAAAUGUCAAAUCGUCCAUCCUUAUUUUACAGGAUGCAUCUCCUCACUUGCAGAAGGGUUCUUCAGUGGUUAUUAUUUCCUCUUUUACUGCCUACCAACCACCAGCUACCAUAGCUAUGUAUGCGGUGACUAAAACAGCCCUUCUUGGGCUUACGAAGGCCCUUGCAGCUGAAAUGGCACCAAAUACGCGCGUAAACUGUGUUGCUCCUGGUUUUGGACCAACAAGGUCUGCCGCAUUACUUGGAACAAAUGAUGCUUUUAUGAAGAAGAUUGAGCAGAGGACUUUACUUAACAGGCUUGGUACCACACAAGACAUGGCUGCUGCCGCUGCCUUGUUGGCAUCUGAUGAUGCUUCUUAUAUAACAGGAGAAAUUCUAGUGGUGGCGGGAGGGUUGCCUUCUAGACUCUAG